AUUCAGAAUUAAAAUAGGGAGAUUUUGAAAUUCCCAAAAAAAGAAAAAAACAAUUCAACUCCAUGGCGGAUCGAUUUGGCCCAUAAGGGCACUGACCCUUUCAAAACCCUUCGAUUCUUCUUCCUGUUUGUUGUUCGCUUUGCCCCAGAUUUUUCAUUAGAAUCAAAACCAUCAAAUUUUCUCUUCAUUCCAUCACCAUAUGAUUUUGGUCACACAAGGAGGAGCCGCCGCUGCUGCCGCAGGCAAGAGUUCCAGCUAUCAAUUCGUCUUCCUCUCCGGUCUGAUUUUAGUCGUCGCCGGCUGAUCAGUCAGUGCAGCAGCAAGUUUUCCACGGAUUAUUCAGUGCAGCGCCUCAGCAGUAGCCACUAGCCGUGUUGAAUCGGUGAGAACUGGUGAUUCAGUUGGUACAUCAGCUCAUAAUGUUGCUUGAUGAAUGCAACCAGGCACUCUAGCUAGGCGAAAAGAAGCGGUUUUGAUGAGGGAGAAAGGGUAGGAUUGGAAGGAGAUUGAUCAGAUGAAGGAUGAAGGGAAGACACUCUUUUAGAGACCUGAAAGAGGCGGAGGCUGUUUGAAGAGAAUGAUUCCAGAUUUGAUCAAGUAAUAUGGCACAGAUGGAGAGCACCAUGAGCGAAAACUCUUCUCCUAGAAAACCUCGAUGGAGAAAAGUUGCUUAUGGAGGGAUGCAACCCGGUUUUGAUGACAACCACACAGAUGAGUCUUUCCUAGAAGAUAUGAUUAUGAAUGCCAACGUUGUCAAAAGGGACUUGCUAAAGGUGAUUCUGGAUUCAAUUUCCAUUUCCCAGUACAUUUGCACUGUCUGUCUCGUGGUUUUGGUUUGGACGUACACCCUCAGAUCUUCCUUGAAUGAAUAUUCGCUCUUAGUUUUGAAUGUUAGCCUUCUCGGGUUGGGUUUCCUCAUUCUUCUCUUAACUGCAAACCUGCUCUCCUUCAACAUUCUUCUCAGUUACGUCCUCAAGAUUUUGUUUUUCAUGACUGGGCUGUAUAUGUUGUCUCCCAUCUACCAUAGACUCACCCUGUCCAUAACCUCGGACUCCAUAUGGGCACUAACAGCUUGUCUCCUCAUCAUAAACCUUUUCACCCAUAACUACUCGGGAUCCACAGUAAAAGCUCCGGGAUCUCAAAGAAACCCAACUCUUGUAAGCAACAUAUCUUUGAAUGCUUCUAUAGUGGCUUCGCUUCUAAUUGCCUCUCGCCUUCCGUCAAGACUUCAUGUGUUUGCCGUUGUGCUCUUCUCCCUGCAAGUUUUUCUCUUUGCCCCUUUGGUCAUCUUCUGCGUGAAGAGGUACUCGUUCAGGUUGCACCUGUGCUUUUCCUUUGGGUUAAUGGUCUUGACGCUGGCUCUCGUCUACAGGUUCAACUUGUUACUCUUUGUUUUGUUGCUGUCCGUGUUUGUCUUUGUCAAUUUGGUUUGCCCUUAUUGGCUGAUACGGCUUCAGGAGUACAAGUUUGAGAUCAACGGUCCGUGGGACGAGGCCAAGCUCUGUUUUGCCAUUACAGAAUGAACAUCAAAGCCUAUAUAUUAUGUUGUAAUGUUGAUGUCAUCAAUAAUCUUUGGAGUAAAAUGUAAAUCUGGUAUGCGAAAAAAGGGCUUCUUAAAGGGUUUUUUGGGGAUAUUCUGUUUUAUUUGCUCACCAAGUUACUAUAAAUUUUACCAAGUUUACCCGGGACUAUAGUAAAAACAUUGUAUAAUU
Messenger RNA from Cuscuta campestris, 1712 nucleotides. The record is from the annotation of a GenBank genome assembly. Lineage: Eukaryota; Viridiplantae; Streptophyta; Magnoliopsida; Solanales; Convolvulaceae.